CCAAACAAACGCACUGUAGUCUUAAGACUGGUCAGUGGUGGCUGAAGAAAGAAUGAGUGUUUGAUUGUUUAUUAGUAUAAUAAAAGAAAACAAAUUACGCUCCCUUCUCUAUCCUAAUCCUAUAUUUUUCCACAUCUCCUAAAGAGAGAGAAAAGAGUGGUCAUGGUCAUCCACAGCCUCUAAAAAAUCUCUCUCUUUCACCAUUAAAACCAAAUUCAGAAAACCCAGAAGAAGCAAAUAAAGAGCUUUUACUGAGCCACCAAACACAGAAUUUCAUAAACUCCAAAAAAAGUUAAAUUCCAAACAAACCCCACAGCAAAAGAUUCAAUCUCUCUCAAUUACCCAUAUCUCAAAAUUCCCAUAAAAUCUUUCCUCCAAAAACAUAACAAAACAACCUCAAACUCUCUUCUUCUACUACAAACAAUGUUUUGAUUUUUAGUUUCUUCUCCCACACAAACAAAAAGAAAUGGGUUUUUAUUCACAAAAGCAGCUCUUGUCACUUUACAUCAUCAUCAUGGCUCUGUUCUCAGAUCUCAAGGAAGCAAAAUCGUCUUCACCAGAGUACACAAACCUAAUCUACAAAGGUUGUGCAAGACAGAGAUUACCAGAUCCAUCUGGUUUAUACUCACAAGCUCUCUCUGCAAUGUAUGGCUUAUUGGUUUCUCAAUCAACGAAAACAAGAUUCUACAAAACCACAACUGGAACAACAAGCCAAACAAGCGUCACUGGUCUUUUCCAGUGUAGGGGAGAUUUAAGUAACAACGAUUGUUACAACUGUGUUAGUCGUCUUCCUGUUCUCUCUGGUAAGCUCUGCGGCAAAACCAUUGCCGCUAGGGUUCAGCUCUCUGGCUGUUAUCUUCUCUAUGAAAUCUCUGGCUUUGCCCAAAUUUCAGGAAUGGAGUUGUUAUUCAAGACAUGUGGGAAGAACAACGUCGCCGGAACAGGAUUCGAGCAGAGAAGAGACACAGCGUUUGGGGUAAUGCAAAACGGCGUAGUUCAAGGUCACGGCUUCUACGCGACGACAUACGAAUCGGUUUACGUUUUAGGACAAUGCGAAGGCGAUGUAGGUGAUUCAGAUUGUAGCGGUUGCAUAAAAACCGCGUUACAGAGAGCUCAAGUAGAAUGUGGAAGCUCAAUCUCUGGUCAGAUAUAUCUUCAUAAGUGUUUUGUCGCUUAUAGUUUCUACCCAAAUGGUGUUCCCAAGAGGUCUUCUGCUUAUCCUAGCUCUGGCUCUUCGACUUCGUCUUCUUCUUCUUCUUCAGGAACAACAGGCAAAACGGUGGCAAUAAUAGUAGGAGGAACAGCUGGUGUUGGAUUUCUUGUCAUUUGCUUACUUUUCGUCAAAAACUUGAUGAAGAAGAAAUAUGACGAUUAUUGAAAAUAAAGACAACAAAAUGAGUCCAACCCCGAAAUAGAGGCAAACGUUAAUGUGAAUUCCGAGGUGCAUGCAGUUAAUUCCCGAUUUUUAUUUUUUUCAAAUUGUUAUUCUUAUUUAUAUUUUUGAGAGGUCGCAAUUGUGGUGGGAUGGAUGAAGAAGAGAUAUGGGACCAUUUUAAUAUGUUAGAAGAGGGACAAAGUACUUCAAUUUAUUUUUUCAAAAAUGUAAAUGAUUUUUCUCCUUUUGAAGUUCCUUAAGUACGUACUUGUCUUAUUAA
This is a messenger RNA of Arabidopsis lyrata subsp. lyrata, 1655 nucleotides long. RefSeq names its product cysteine-rich repeat secretory protein 11. Gene Ontology annotation, cellular component: plasmodesma. The transcript is spliced from 4 exons. Lineage: Eukaryota; Viridiplantae; Streptophyta; Magnoliopsida; Brassicales; Brassicaceae. The record is from RefSeq and is a predicted model, not a curated record. Bases 467 to 1378 code for a protein of 303 amino acids. Gene Ontology annotation, biological process: transport of virus in multicellular host; plasmodesmata-mediated intercellular transport.